AAACCCCUUAAAGUUUUAUUUAAAAAUAAAAAUAUACAAGUAUUUUGUAAUUUUAUUUAGUUAAAUUUUAGGGCAAACUAUACCGGAUUUAGUGCUGCAGCAACUGUUAUCGUGUGCGGUUUCAAAUAAAAGCGAAUUGUAGAAAGUGAAACACUAAAAUGUUGAAGUGGCAAAUCUGUGUAGUACUUGUGUGUUUGUUAAUGACCUUGGGCGAAACAAAGCGUGUUAAACGUAUAGUGGGAGGCCAUCAUGCCAAAGCCCCACCACCAGAUGAUCCAGUAGUAUUUACACGUAUUUAUAAUCGUGAUGCCCGUGUUGAGGGUUAUCGCAAUCCCAACACCAGAAUCUAUACGUUUUUGGGUUUACAUUAUGCUGAGCCGCCCACAGGUUCAAAUCGUUAUGCUCGUCCGGUGUUUAAGAGGCUAAUGGGUGAUGUUAAUGCUACACAACAUGGACCACCCUGUAUACAACCGGAUCCUCGAAAUCAGAAUCGUAUAAUAGGCGAUGAGAAUUGUUUGCUGUUGAAUAUUUAUACACCGCGAAUGCCGGAUGAAACAACUGGUUUGCCAGUCAUAGUAUGGAUACAUCCGGGUGGUUUUCGUUAUGGCUCAGCUAAUCAAUAUGAUUCUACGCCUAUGGCUCAACAGGGAGUUAUUGUGGUGGCCCCUCAAUACCGUCUGGGGUCAUUGGGUAUUAUUGGCGAUGGUACUAAAGAAUUUGAUGGUAAUUUGGCAAUUUUCGAUAUGGCGUCUGCUUUGAGAUGGAUCAAUGACUACAUCUCUCACUUUGGUGGUGAUCCCAAGCAAAUCAAGGUAGUGGGUCAUGGUUCGGGGGCAGCCAGUGCUAUGUAUUUAUCAAUGUCUAGAUCUGCGCGUAGUGCUGCUGAUAUAACAGGUGUGGUGGCCAUGUCUGGGACAGCCUUAUCACAAUAUGCCACUGAUAAAGAGCCAGUACAAAGUGUACAGGAAGUAGCUAAGAUUAAUGGUUGUCCCACUACAAGUGAAGUGGAAAUUGUUAAGUGUAUGAGAAAGAAAUCUGCUGAAGAAAUUAUUGAAAACGAUUCUAAGAUACAAACCGAAAGAUUGGCUGGCAGAGCCAUGAUUAAAGCUUUUUCCGGUAGCAUAGGUUUCCAGCCCCAUAUUGAAAAUGCAGAUGAUGGCCGCGCUUUGCCUAGUCUAAUUGUGGCUGAGCCAGAUCAGCAAUUACAAAGUGGCAAUUUCACACCCGUACCCCUGCUAACAGGAGUUACAAAACAUGAAACUGCCAAUGCCUUUACCUUGGAUAAUAUUAACAAGGUAUUUGGUUCUGCAGAGCAAUUUUUGGGCUCCUUAACAGAUACCUUAACAAAUCUAACCCAGUUUUUGAGAGUGGACAAAAUAACAGGUCAAAUAAGUAAGGCACAAUUACCAGGACUACCCAGUGCUUUAACACCCACUUUAAAUGAUGUUCUCAAAGUUCCAGAAACAUUAAAUAUAAAUCAAAUAUUGUCCAAGAUUGUGGAGUCCACCACAGAUGUUUUAUUCAACCUCCCUGCUGUCUUAACCACCCAAGUAUGGUCUAAAAUAGCCCCGGCCUUUAUGUAUAGUUUCGAAUAUAAUGGCACCAUUUCUAAGGGCAUUAAUUUCUUACGUGGCCUACCCAUUGUAGCCGAUACUAAAAAUGAAAAUUCCGAAAUAGUGGCUCAUGGUGAUGAAUUGGGCUACAUGUUCGAUUGCAAUGAUGUUUUUGGCAAUCCUUUGCCUGAAACUCGCCUAACAUCGGAGGAAGACCUAAAGGUGCGCAGUAAUAUUAUUGGCAUGAUUACUAAAUUUGCCAAAAAUUUCAAGGAAGACUCUAAAAUUGGUCAAUUCACUGAUAAUAUAUUUAAAAGUGUUACCGGCAAAGGUACACCCUUUAUAAAAGUUGAUACUGAUAUUAGUUCCGAUUCAGAUUUCCGUUUCUGUGAGUUAUCCUUAUUUGGUGCUUCAUUGAGUCCAGUUACUUCUACUUCUUGCGAGGGAUUGGGCAGUGUUCUGUCAUCCCUGCAGGGAUCAUUGGGUGGCGUGACUAAUGUAUUGGGAGGCGGCUCUAAUUUGGGUAACGUACUUACUGGAGGUAAUAGACCCAAUACUGGUACUGGAGGUUUAUUUGGUAGUUCAUCGUUGACGGGUGGUAAUACUGCUCCAAAUAAUCGCAAAUCUGGAGGUUUGUUUGGAUUGCUUUAAA
Molecule: messenger RNA, 2205 nt
Organism: Calliphora vicina (urban bluebottle blowfly)
Lineage: Eukaryota; Metazoa; Arthropoda; Insecta; Diptera; Calliphoridae
Product: carboxylesterase 1E
Exons: 3
Coding region: 159-2204 (681 amino acids)
Source: RefSeq, a predicted model, not a curated record